This is a messenger RNA of Camarhynchus parvulus, 1020 nucleotides long. Its product is annotated as splicing factor 3A subunit 2-like. Lineage: Eukaryota; Metazoa; Chordata; Aves; Passeriformes; Thraupidae. The coding region runs from base 94 to 1020 and encodes 308 amino acids. The transcript has a single exon. The record is from RefSeq and is a predicted model, not a curated record.
GGAACGGGGCGCGGUGCCCGGUCCCGGUGACCGGUGUUCGGUGCUCGGUGCCGGUGCCCGCUCUAGGUGCCUGGUCCCGGUGCCCGGUUCUCAAUGCCCGGUACCCGGUGCUCAAUGCCCGGUACUUGGUGCCCGGUGCCGGUGCUCAAUGCCCGGUACCCGGUGCUCAAUGUCCGGUACUCGGUGCCCGGUGCUCAAUGCCCGGUACCCGGUGCUCAAUGCCCGGUACUUGGUGCCCGGUGCCGGUGCUCAAUGCCCGGUACCCGGUGCUCAAUGCCCGGUACUUGGUGCCCGGUGCUCAAUGCCCGGUACCCGGUGCUCAAUGCCCGGUGCCCGGUGCUCAAUGCCCGGUACUUGGUGCCCGGUGCCGGUGCUCAAUGCCCGGUACCCGGUGCUCAAUGUCCGGUACUUGGUGCCCGGUGCUCAAUGCCCGGUGCCCGGUCGCGGUGCUCAAUGCCCGGUCCCGUCCCCCCCGCUCUGACCCCGUUCCGCGCAGGGGCCUCCCCGCCCAGCAGCUCUCCGGGCUCCAGCGCUCCGCCGUCGCCGGCGGGGCCGCACCUGCGGCCGAGCUCCCUGCAGGGGCUGUCGCCGAAGCUGCAGCGGCAGUACCGGGCGGCGCGGUGCCGCUCCGCCGGCAGCAUCCCGCUCUCGCCGCUCGCCCACACGCCCUCGCCGCCCGCCGCCUCGCCGCCCGCCUUCCCCGCCAAGCUGCACCCCAAGGCCGCCGAGUCGCCGCGCCUCGCCCGCCGCGGGCUCCCCGAGAAGGCGGCGCCGGGGCCGCCGCGCAAGCUGGGGCUGGAGCCGCCCCGCAAGGACUUCCCGGCCGAGCCGCCGCUGCAGAGCUUGGCCGAGUGGGACGGCGAGGGCCCGGCCGAGCCGCCGCCGCCGCCCGCGGCCCCCGCUCGCCGCCUGGGCCGGCAGGAGCUGCCGCUGCUGCUCGGGGCCCCCCCGGGCCGGAGCCGCCGCCGCCGGGAGCGGAGGAGCCCGAGCGGGGGGCGCGGGGCCCGCCCAAGGCGCUGA